CCAUAAAUCAUUACAUAUCUAUCAGUUCAAUCUUGCAAUUGUACACUUGCAACUUCCUCUCUUGUUGUUGCCACUGGUGCAACUUUCACUGUGUUCUAUUCUAUGCAUCUCUUUACCAAAUUGCCCCUGCUCAGAAGUGAAAUUACUUCAUUUUUUCUAACUUUUUUUUUCUUAUCUGGGUUUUGGAAUUUGCAUGCAGAAGUGGGUUUUUCUAGGGUUUGGAGGCUAUGCCGAAAGCGGGUUAAAUAAGCUUAGUUUGGCGACAGACAAGGUAUUUUAUGGAUUGCAUGACUAGAAGUAAUCGAAGUUACUGUUCACUGGAAAUACACUCCAUACCAAAGCAUUGGAAGGAGAAGAGAAUUUCUUGUAUUCUUUUCUUGAGCUAACUUUGGCGUAACAUAAAAAGGAACUUGCUUAGGUUAUUUCUUUAUUUCUUUCUAGGUGAAGAAAAUGAUUCUCACAAAGCAGUACCGAUGCAUACACUCGGCUAGCUGUCAAUGUACCAAAGGGUAUUUAAGUGAAGAUGUGAUAUUCUUAGUAUUUCAUAAUUUGAACUGGAAUCCCAGGCUGAUUGCUACUCUAUCCUGUGUGUGCAAAUGGUUUGAUGAUCUUGCCAAACGAGUUCUAUGGAAAGAGUUUUGUCGAACGAGAGCUCCAAAGAUGCUGCAGGAUCUGCAAUCUAAUGGGAGCCACAUCGUUGAUGGAAACUGGAGAGCUUUAGGGAAGUUGCUGAUAUACUGUUCAGGAUGCACAAAAGGUGGCUUGUUCAAUAGCAUUCAGAUCCCUGGUCACUUUGUUUAUCAAACCCGAUUUUCUAGAACAUCAGGAAAGAGCUUUCUUUUGCCUCAAUGCAGAACUGAUGUUUUGUAUGUGUCUGAUCCCUGUGAGCAUCUUGACCAAGGUGAAGAAGGGGAUGUAGGGUUCUUCCGUGGAAUUUUUAAGUCGUUUGCUACCUCAAAGGUCAGAAAGAUGCUUAUCAAUAAAGGUGCCAAACUCCAUCCAAGUGAAGUCUGCCCUUAUUGUAAGGCAAAGUUGUGGAGCAUGCUGCAAGCCGAAAUGAUACCUCAAAGUGCUAGUCUCAGAUUGGGUUCUUAUGAUGACUGUAUUGAGUAUUAUGUGUGCCUCAACGGCCAUGUGCUUGGGAUAUGUACUCUGUUACCACUGUCAGAUUCAGAAGAGGCAUCUGAAUUGAGAUAACACCAAAAUAAUUCUCAGGUUGGCAGAAAAUCAUCACAAGUUGGUUGAAAACUUUGGUGGUAAAUUCAUGGGUCAAUUCAGCCAAUCGGAGAUGGUAAAGUCGUGGUUGUUACAUCGAGCUUGUUGCUUCAGUCUCUCCAAGCCAAUAUUUCCAACGAUACAGAGAUAUUAAGCAUUUGUUGGAAUGAUUAAUAGACAAGGUUUAGUGUGAAAUAUGUGAUAUCCCAAAUAUAUUGAUUGAUACGAGAUGUCUCUGCAAUACUUCGCACUAGUUCAAUGUAAUGAAUCCCUCUAUCCAACCCUCCAGCUGAACAAUACAAAAUAAAUUGGAUUUAAAUGAGAAAAAAUAUUCUCUCGGUCUUCAUAGGUCUAAAUAAGAAUGCGUGAGAUUAGGGAUACAAAUGUAUUUGAGAUAUAACUAGAACUCCUGUAGAACUUGUAUCAAUUUAUAAAAAGGAUAAAAGGAUGACUCUAGUUAUUCCAUAAAUUCAUGAAGUUUAGGA
Molecule: messenger RNA, 1700 nt
Organism: Vigna umbellata (rice bean)
Lineage: Eukaryota; Viridiplantae; Streptophyta; Magnoliopsida; Fabales; Fabaceae
Gene: EDL1
Product: EID1-like 1
Molecular function (GO): protein binding
Source: RefSeq, a predicted model, not a curated record